UCUCUCUCUCUCUUCCUGAGCUGCAGUAUCUCAGUGACACAACAAUAACUCAGAUCUUCUCAGAUAUCUCCAGACCCAGCAGUUGUUGGAACCUUAAAAUGCAGACGAAGGAGCUCCCCCCGCCGUACCCUGGUGGUCCCCUUCAGAUGCCGGGGUACGCUCCACAGACAGUGGUCCAGCCUGACAUGACAGUCAUUCAGAACGCCCCUACUGCUGUGAUGGUCGGACCAGCGCAGCCCGUCAUGUACCAGCAUGCGGUCCAGCCAUCCGUAACCGUCAUCCAGCCCGCGGUUCAGCCGGGAGUCACAGUCGUAACUCCUGUGGUGGUUCAGCCUAGUUUGGGAGAUUUACCUGGACAGGUGAGGUGUGGUUUCUGCCAGCAUAAUGUCAUCACAGUGACCCGCUACUUUAACGGCGCUCUCACCUGGUGCGUCUUUGGAGGCCUUUGUAUCUUUGGGAUCUGGCCGUUCUGUCUGAUCCCGUUCUGUUGUGACGCCUGUAAGGACGUGGAGCACACCUGUCCAAACUGCCGUAACAUCAUCUCCGUAUACAAACGCAUGUGAUCCAGCCCUGCCCUGUCAUUACUGUACACACACACACACACACACACACACACACACUGUAUAUACAGUACAUACACUGUACUCUGCACUCUGAAGAUAAUAAUAUAUUAAUAAAAGUAAAAUCAGUUCAUUUAAAAUCUAUAGCUGCCUGAAGUAAUGCUACAUAUGUGCAAUAUAUAAUUAUAUAUAUAUAUAUAUAUAUAUAUAUAUAUAUAUAUAUAUAUAUAUAUAUAUAUAUAUAUAUAUAUAUAUAUAUAUAUAUAUAUCCAGCCUGGAGUUUUUAAUAUUGUGUCAAAACUUAAAGAUGAAUGCACCAAUAAAAUAUUAUAGAAAUGCUCUGGAAAAAAAGAAGAGAGUAAUUCAGUUUCUGAAUCAGUUUCUCUGAUUUUGCUAUUUAUAGGUUUAUGUUUGAGUAAAAUGAACAUUGUUGUUUUAUUCUAUAAACUACAGACAACAUUUCUCCCAAAUUCCAAAUAAAUAUUUUAGUCAUUUAGAGCAUUUAUUUGCUAAAUAUUUUUAGCUUUCACAUCAUUUUACCUUGACUUCUACCUUAUUACCUGUAAACUCUUGUUGUUUUGUAUAACAUCAAUAUACAUAUUACAUAUGUGUAUUAUAUUAUAUAUUUUAAUUUUCAUCCAUAUUAGAGCCUUAUAAUAGAGUACAUAAACAUUUAAAUAUGAUACCUUUUAUUAUAUCAUCGCUGGGACCAAUAUAUUUGCUACAAAAUCACUUUUUGUAAGAUUUGUAUGUACAUACAACUUGUUAUUAAUUAUUAAUUAAUAAGUUAAGUCAUUAAGUCAUUCUUAAUAUACUUACUCAUUAAAUCUCCUAAUAUGUAUUUAAUCUCUUUUUAAAUGUUUAAAGAGCUUAUAUAUACAGUAAAUAUUGCAUUUUCUAUUGUAUUUUAUUUUUCUUAAUGUGACGUGUCUGAUGUCUGUGUUUGCUCAUGAACCAAAAAUCGAAAUAUAUAUUUUUAAAAAUA
This is a messenger RNA of Astyanax mexicanus (Mexican tetra), 1545 nucleotides long. RefSeq names its product lipopolysaccharide-induced tumor necrosis factor-alpha factor homolog. Gene Ontology annotation, molecular function: zinc ion binding. Lineage: Eukaryota; Metazoa; Chordata; Actinopteri; Characiformes; Acestrorhamphidae. The record is from RefSeq and is a predicted model, not a curated record. The transcript is spliced from 5 exons. Bases 99 to 563 code for a protein of 154 amino acids.